Molecule: messenger RNA, 618 nt
Organism: Gongylonema pulchrum
Lineage: Eukaryota; Metazoa; Nematoda; Chromadorea; Rhabditida; Gongylonematidae
Source: the annotation of a GenBank genome assembly
CUUUCGGGGCCGUUACGACAGGGCUUUCAUGAUUUCUUGAUAGCAGUUCAUUUACGAACACACGUUGAUGCACGGCAAUCAGCAGCUCGCGAAUACGUUAUUCCGCUAAAGCAGAAUCUUGAAAUCAGGAAUGUGUUUUAUCCAGAAAAUGAGGAUCGUUUCCCGCAAAUUCUUGGACCAACAAUUUCUGUGCGACCUGUAAUGGCGUGCAGCGGUGUACGUUCCGAAUUUGGGAAAGACGCGGAUUUGAAGCUCCUACCACCAGCGUUUAAUUUUGCGGCACUGAAAGCUCACGUAAUGGCAGCGCUAUGCAGCGCAACUGAACAUGCCGUGAUGAAUUGUCGUGAUUUGAUCGGUGGCAAUUCCUUGAAUCAUUUCGAGCAAUUUCUGGAAUUUGAGGAAACAGUACCACUUUUCAAACUGUUCAAUUCGUUGCUGGUAAUAGGCUUAUUUGACGAUGAUGAUUUGAAAGAUGUACUGACGCUGAUACAUCCCAGUGCUUUUGAUGAAAACUACAUACCUGUUCUCGCUAAUAGAUAUGGGCCAGAAGAGAUCGAACCACUCGUCUUCAUGAAGAACAAGCGUGCGGCCUGUUACAGUACUGAUAUGGAGCGCUAA